This is a messenger RNA of Ostertagia ostertagi, 2556 nucleotides long. The record is from the annotation of a GenBank genome assembly. NCBI's taxonomy places the organism in Eukaryota, Metazoa, Nematoda, Chromadorea, Rhabditida, Trichostrongylidae.
AUGCGAUGUACUCAAUAUUCCCAGGAAAUGCGGUUACCAACCUGCCGCACAUUUCUUGGGUUAUGGAUUCUGGCUUGUUCGAUAUCAACUGUUUUGACAGAUGAUGCUCAUGAUCGGCACCAACAUCCCAGCGAUUCUAAAGAACCGUUUGAGUUUACGGACUCCAUGGAAGCAGAGACAAAUAUGACUGCCGCUCCGGCAAUCAAAUUCGAUAACAUAAAAUCAGAAGAUUAUGGAGACGUUGUAGAACUGAAGAACCAGCCUGAUGAACUUGACACCGAAGUGAUUGAACAACUCGUCGACAGAUUCCUUAACACCGGUUCACUUACAGAUAAAAACGCACCAAAAUCUGCUAACCCUGCUGCUCAAGCACUUGUUGGCAGCAGCAGUUAUUGGGACACAGAUGGAAUCAAGGAGCCCGGCUCAAUCAAGGAUGAGGUCAUUAUGAGAAAAUGGAUCGAGGGCUACCAAACUGAGGCGCAAAAGGUGCUAAAAGAAGUUGCUGCUGCCGGCUGGAAGUAUUUCAGUCAUGCAUCACAAGGAGCUAAGCAGAGUUUGAACGAAGCUGAACAGGUGCUAAAAGAAGUUGCUGCUGCCGGCUGGAAGUAUUUCAGUCAUGCAUCACAAGGAGCUAAGCAGAGUUUGAACGAAGCUGAACAGGUUCUGUCGCGGUUCGUUCGUUCGACAUCAAUGCAGGCGAAGCAGUUCGAUUUGGAGUCAAUCACUGAUGCAGAUCUGAAACGUCAACUUGGUUACGUAGCUUUUGAAGGAAUGUCAGCUUUAUCGCCGGCUGAAUACACAGCGUUCAAUCAGGCACAAAACAUGUUGAAUCGAGAGGCGAGUGAUGUGUCGAUCUGUGAUCUUCGAUGUACCACCUCCAUGAAAAUUGACCUCGAAUCAAUAUUCCGCACGGAGAGAGAUGGCAAAAGACUUUCUCAUCUUUGGAUCUCGUACCUCACUCGAGUGGCAAAACUGAAACCUACAUAUCAAAAAUUGAUAGCAUUCACCAAUAAAGGAGCUAAAGCAAACGGUUUUACGGAUGGCGGAGCGAUGUGGCGAAGUGCUUUCGAUUUGUCUGCAAAAAACACUCCACCAGCUUUCGAUCUCAAAGACCAAAUCGAGAAAAUCUAUCAAAAAAUUGAGCCACUGUAUAAACAAUUACAUUCUUAUGUUCGACGACAAAUUGCCGGCAUCUACUCGAAUCCGCCUGGCCUCAGCAAGAAUGGACCAAUUCCAGCCCAUCUCUUCGGCUCUGUCGAGGGCGGUGACUGGUCGGCACACUUUGAGCAGACAAAACCCCAUGAUGACCAAUCGACCCUUCCCGAGGACAUGUUAUUCGCAUUCCAUACACAGAACUACACUACAAAGCAGAUGUUUGUUAAGGCUUAUCGAUACUUCAAAUCAAUCGGAUUUCCUUCACUGCCAAAAACGUUCUGGACGAAUUCGCACUUCGCUCGAGUCUGGAGUCGUGAUAUGAUCUGUAAUCCUCCAGCAGCCCUUGACAUGAGGGAUGGUAGCGAUUACAGAGUGAAAACAUGCGCACAAUUGGGUAUGCCGGAUUUCGAGCUGGCUCAUUCUCUUAUGGCACAAGUAUACUACCAAUACCUCUACAGGCAACAACCGUUUUUGUUCAGGGAACCGGCUUCAUCGUCCAUCAGUGAAGCAAUCGCCAGGGUUUUUGCACACUUGUCAACUAAUCCUCAUUAUCUAUACUCUCAGAAACUGGUCCCCGCAUCACAUCUGGACAUCAAGGAUUCGCUAAUCGUCAACAAGCUCUACAAAACCAAGUACGAAGGAGUCCGUGCACCUGAACCUUACAACUCUUCCAAUUUGGACGCUCUCAUGCACAGUGCUAUUUCGCAAGUUCACUCACCGGCCAUCAAGUCACUGAUCAGUUAUGUAGUGCAGUUCCAAAUUCUAAAAUCGAUGUGCCCAGCUGGAACAGUGCUGAGCGAAGGAUGUAUUCUCUCUGAAGUUACCACAGAGAAGCUUCGCGAGACAAUGAAGAAAGGAUCGUCUAUUACAUGGUUACAAGCACUGGAACAGAUUACUGGAUCUUCUCAGCUCGAUGCAUCACCUUUGCUGGAGUACUAUGAACCGUUGGCGGAUUGGCUGAGGAACACCAACGAGAUCGAUCAGACCGUACUCGGAUGGGAUGUGAAGAAAUCCCGAAGCCAAGAGCUGGUAUGGACGGUGGUAGUGGCAUCCUUAGCGAGGAUCGCGUUGCCUUCCCUGGCAAGUGGACUGUGUGCGAAUGGACAAGAAUGUCUUCUGGAUUCACACUGUAACGGAACCCUAUGCGUGUGCAAUGAAGGGUUAUAUACGUUGGAAAUCGGUGCCACGGUGAACUGCGUCCCAGGAAAUCCAGCUGAUAGCGGUUUCGGUGAUGGAAAGGGAGGAUUAGUUAUCGGACUGUACUCAUCGGAGACGACUCCAAAUCCAGAGCCAGAGCCGACGACGGCCUCAAAAGCGACCACUCAACGGCCAAAAUCGACUACAUCAAAUUUCCUCACGACGCCGACGCUUUUACUUGCUGCUCUGGUCUAUUUAUUGUAA